AUGUGGGCGGGAGUUUUUUCUGCUUUGUGGCCAGUAGGUCGUGCAGUUAUCGGUCCCUGCUGGAAAAAGCCUUGUGCCAGAAGAUUAAGCAGAUCCUGUGCCCCCUUCUCGCUGCUAGUGUUGGUGCACUCAUCCAGCCAUAGGUUGGGCUUGACGGCAGCUACCCUUUCUCUGGCUGCUGUCUGGUGGUCGAUGGAGGCAGACUUCCUCGUGCCGUCCUCCCUUUUUUGGGGUUGGCCGAGACUGGAGUCUGCAGCUUGUCUGACGUGUGUGGCGGUUGCUGUGUGUGGGUUCGAGAAGAGUAAGAGAGGUUUUAUUGUAUUCGUAGAAACUGACCCUGGUUUCCUCAGCGGCGGAGUUCUGCCGCCGUGCUCCUACAACCCGCCGCCGCGCCUCCGCAGCCCAUCGCCGGAGACGAAUUCGGCCAAGCAGGCUCCGUCGGAAAAAGCCCCUGUCCACAGCCACGAGUACCCCGCCGCCGCCGAGAACAGCCGGUGGAGAUGGGGAAGGUGCCGGCGAUCAACCAGACCCAUUGUGGUCGUUGUCGCGGCAAGAACGGCCGCUGAUGUUGUCUGUUGUUGUUCUCAUCGGCGAUGCGAUUUCGGAAGGGCUGGCGGCGAUGGCGUGCAGAGGAGAAUUGUUGACGUCGUUGGUAUCCAUUGGCCGGCGAGGCGGCGUUUGGUGACGAGGAUGGCGGCAGCGGCGUUUGGUGACGAGGACGGUGGCGGCGCGGCUGAAGAUGAA
Striga asiatica is the source of this 744-nucleotide messenger RNA. The record is from the annotation of a GenBank genome assembly. NCBI's taxonomy places the organism in Eukaryota, Viridiplantae, Streptophyta, Magnoliopsida, Lamiales, Orobanchaceae.